Messenger RNA from Mya arenaria, 4081 nucleotides. RefSeq lists its product as uncharacterized. The record is from RefSeq and is a predicted model, not a curated record. NCBI's taxonomy places the organism in Eukaryota, Metazoa, Mollusca, Bivalvia, Myida, Myidae. The coding region runs from base 821 to 2617 and encodes 598 amino acids. The transcript has 2 exons.
CUCGUUUGGAUCACACAGUUUAAUGAAUAUCUGUAGUCUAUGACAUAUACCCCGCCUCAAGAUGUCUGUGAAUCUUCUGCUGAUAUUCAUUCUUGGGAUCAAGCAAACAGUUGCCAAAGAAGAUCACGUGGCUCAAUCGCUUGGUGUCCGCACACAACCCACUGAUCUACAAGACGUUACGGAUUUAGAAUUCAGCAAAACAAGACAGGGCAGGAUUAACGAUCGUGACGCUGCUGAUCUAACCGAAGGAAAUGAAGCGAACGAAAACAAUCAAUCGUGUUUCAUGAGUGUAGCCAACUACAGUGCAUGGUUCUUUAAAGGUCAUCUGGAAAUAAAUGAACCUAGCUUUGUCCAGUUUAAAAUUGCUUUUGAAUUUGAAAACAUGAAUACCCCAGUGAAACCUGAGUACAUGGAAAACGCAAUAGAACCAUAUAAAUGGGUUUGGACAUUCAAAUCUCCAAAAAACUCGUUUCCGUAUCUGAAAUAUCAAAGCGAUUUUGAUAUUUUGUCAUUUGGUCUGCUAGACGCGAAGACGACAAGGACAAACUUAACUUUAUACGUUACUGUUGCGGAUUCGACAUGUCUGUUAAAGUUAUGGGACCAAACAACGCUCGAAAGUCUCGGCGCCGCUUUGCUCAACUUGACAGUGGAUUAUUUGUCUAAACUGAACAAGUUCUACGCAUUUUCAUACUUUUGUUACUUCUCUGAAAAUCCUGGUAUAAGAGAGACACUCGGAUACCGUUAAUCAAUUUAUUUGGGUUACCCAAUUGAGUUUGAACGAUACAAGUGUUGUUACACUUUUCUGGAUACCAAACUUCAGAUGAAAUGCUCUAAUCCACCGAUCGAGAGACUGAAAGAAGCCAGCCAAGCACCAUUUGCCCUCGGACUGCUUGCAUUUGCUUACUUUCCAAUUCUUCUGUUUUUGAUUGGAGGUAAACUUUUGGCGAUAAAUAGAAAAUAUGGCCGUCAAAAUAUUCCUCUACAAGAUGUAUCCACGUCCAGCUACGUCGCUAUUGACCAGUCGUAUGAUAACUAUGUGUACUUGAACGACGAAUAUCCUAUCAGUUUGUUUGCAAUUAUUUGCGGUUUAUUUGGUCUGGCUCAGAAGUUUCCUCUGGCCGUUUCACGCCUUCGCAGAGCUUUGUUCACAUUGUUAACCCCAUCCGUUAUCUUAAUUCGGAUAUAUAUUUAUUACAUAUUUACUUAUGAACAUACAAUGGUGCUUUUGAACAAAAACUGUCCAAUGUCCUACCUUUCAAUGAUUGGGGGAUUCGAGAAAAGCUUGAAGAACUUUGUGCCUCAAUUCGGGGGACCUUAUUGCUUAUUUGCCGGAUUUUAUUUUGCAAGUGUGGUUUUUCUCAUACUUCCUACAUCUCCAGAUAAAAUCGUUCAAGCUGGAACAUACAGGUACACGACUUUUGGUGAAAUUUCACCACUGUUUUUAAAUAUAGAAACAAUAGAACAGCUUAGUCCAUACUCUGUGAGACAUACCGUCGGAUACAGCCGUGUUUCACUUCUUAGUUUAUCGAUGUUCUACAUGGUUGCCAACCCAACAUUUUGGUCCUACGCCUUUCAUAUACAAAUAAGACGAGUACGAGGUAGUGUUGGCCAGCACCGAGGAAUAUGCAUAUUAAAAGUAUUGUUCUUGCCCCUGUACAUAGUCGUUUGCACUGCCGAACUUGUAUUAUGCAUUUUCUAUUAUGCAUUUUCUAUUGUAAAUGUUAUUGGCAUGGUUUUCGUUGGAUAUAGUGUCAAUCUUUUGAAUUUUCUGUUCAGUGCUCCAACAAGGAGAGUUGAAAACUCAUUUGCUUUUUCACUAUCAGAUAACAUUAUUCUUAAAGUAUUUUGUUGCACCAUUGUUGCUGUUUCGUUUCUUUACUAUGCUAUUAGCUUCUGCUCAAUGUUUCUUUCGACAUUAUUGUUCUUGUCCAGGUUGAUUUUAUUCAGCUUCCUAGCUGUAAUCACAUUUCCUGCAACUUCUUUCGGCUAUUUAUUUUUUGGUGUUGUGUUCCUAUAUUAUAUCGUCAAGAUGUGCCAAAAGUUUUCCGAUGGCUACUUUGAAUUGCUAGCUGAUGCAAUUGAAGCUAGUCAGCAGCUAGAAUCUGAAGUACAGAGGACAACAGUGAUUGAUGGCACUGUUGUUAUUGGUAUUGAAAAUCAUGUUGAAAUUACGAAAUUUCAAGUAGGUGACAGAACAAUUAAUUUGUCCACCGAUCAGCGUCGGGCCAUAAGGGAAGGAUCGCACUUUAAUCGAAGAAAACUUCACACUAAAGACCACUCACAUGGCAUUCCGAGGGACUUGUUUAAUCUUCUGGUAAGAACGUACAGACCCGUAUAUAAAGAAGUCACUAAGGCGUUCUUAAAGAUACUGUUCAUAUUGGUGUUGAUAGACAUCACGUUACACAUAGUUGUCGAGGACAACAAAGGACAAAGCGAGGAACUCUCUGAAGUUAUGCAUGUUGUGUUUAUCGUGGCGAUUGGAGCAUUGCCUAGAAUUCUUGAAGUUUCACUUGAUAAUGUGUUUGAAUCAAUUAAGAAAGACAAAGAAAUUAGGAAAAUUAAAUCUACAAUCAUAGAAUAUUGGGCAAACAACGUACCUGAAUUUUCAAUAGACUAGAGAGAAUUGGACGAGGUCUUCAAGCUGCACUCGCACAGAUAUACUAUUUUCACAACUUGUAUUGUCCUGGAAAGAGCAAAUUUGUGCGCAAAUAUCUGCAAACCAAUGAUAUAAGAUUGCUGACAAAAAAUCAGAUCGUAGAUUUUCAUAUUUCUGUUCAAAAAUUAAUGUUUUAUGGCUUAAACCGGUAGUAACGGUUUAAGAAAAAUGCACAAAACAUCAAUUUUUGAACUUAAAUAUAAAAAUAUGUGAUCUGCUUUAUUCCAGCAGCCUUAUAUAACUGGUUUCCAUGGAUUUUCGCAAAAAAUGGCUCGUUCCAAGACAAAAAAAAGUUGUCAAAACGUUCAAUCUGUGAGAGUGCAGCUUUAAAAGCAUUCCUUCAGUUUGUGUAUGUAAUUUUACUAAUGCUAUGCUAAUUCUUGUUACAAUUAAUGCAUUUUAUAUAGCUAUUCAUAAGAUAAAAACAUGUUUGUACAUUAAAACCGUUCGCUGCGAUCUUUUGCACUAUUCUAUUGUAACAAUACCUAAAUAAUUAGAACGCGUUAAUUUGCAUGAUUAUCUUUCUUACCAUUAUAACGCUUUUGAACACAGUUUUUAUUUGAACUUACUACAUGUAUAUAUGUAUACACAUAAUCAGUAAGGGUUAAGAAUCUGACAUAUUUACAAUAAUCGCUUCAGGUUUAGUUUUAUUUCUAAAAUGAUGUUCUUUAAAUCCCAUUUGUUCUUCAUUUUGUCUUAAAACAUUCUAAAGUUAACGUAAUGCCUUUCAUAGGACUUAGGGCUGCCAUGAACGGGUCAAUUCUGAAAGCCUGUAGCCUCAAACCAUUUGAAUAACUGUGUUACUGAUAUUCACGAGCAGAUGCUUGUGGUUAUAUUGUUUUUUUUUUAAAUUUUUUAAAAUCAACAUUUUUUUAAAUAACUGUAAACAGGUCAUAAUCAUAAGUAUUGGCGAUAGUCAGUCCGGCGCUGUAUAGCCACGGUCAUUCUGCCCUUUGUUAGCUUCGAACUUAGCCCAUACAAUAAAUUGUGAUAUGUAUCAAUUCAAUUCUUAACACGCAGUUGUGUUUAGUACCAAAUGUAAAAUUACAUGUACACUCACAUAUGCCACAUUCAUUUCAAUGAACAAAGAUCUACGCUAUGUUUUGUAAUUACUUUAAUAAUAUUUUAUGUACACAUACAAUUCUUUAUGUCAUUGUGCAACGAAUAUUUCAUUAAGGAGUGCCUGUUUUAUACAUGUAAUGUACUGCCAUUAUAUUCCGCUAUUUACAGCUUUCAGUUUCCCUGUUUAUCGUCACAUGUAUGGGGGCGGUUUACCCACCCAGAUGUUUUAUUACGGGAAACAUAACGUAACACUUGUCAAACAUAUUCUUGUUGACUUUGAUUUUAUUUUAUGGCAUUUUAAGUAAAUGCCCAUUAUCAAUCAAGGCAGUGUUUCUUGUAUUUUUUCCUACAAGCAUUACUAGU